This is a messenger RNA of Ramularia collo-cygni, 837 nucleotides long. RefSeq lists its product as uncharacterized. NCBI's taxonomy places the organism in Eukaryota, Fungi, Ascomycota, Dothideomycetes, Mycosphaerellales, Mycosphaerellaceae. The transcript has a single exon. The record is from RefSeq and is a predicted model, not a curated record. Bases 1 to 837 code for a protein of 278 amino acids.
AUGUCCAACGAUCCCGAAUGCAACGGCCGGGCCUAUGGCAAAGUCCAGGGUAACCUUGGGACUCGAUGUGGGAAUUCCUCUGCAGGACUCUACAAUCCCACCACCUUUGUCGAGUCAUGUUGCGUGAUUUGGGACACGUGUGGCGCGAAUGGAGUCUGCAAAAGGACCGGGAGUGAUGAUACUUACUAUCUGGGUGGCUGCACUGAUCCUGCCUUUAAGGAUCCAGUAUGCCCUUUGCUUUGCAACAAUGCCCGCAAUGAUGUUGUGUAUCAGCCGGCUCUGGGUGUCUGGUCGUGCUGCGGAGCUGAAGGGAAUGAUUGCAGUGAUCCGAUGAAUGGAGAAUCUUUGAAACUCGAUUGGAGACCUGCGGAUUUCCCGGGACCUGUUAAAGAGGUGUUUUCGGCGCCUGCUACUACCAGUGUGGCUUCAGAUGUUCCUGUUACUUCGGGCUCGUCGAUUUCCCUGACUGGAUCUACAUCACUCACCACACCCGCAGAAAUUCAAACAACGUCUUUGGAAUCAAGCGAGCUGUCGACCGGUGCAAAAGCGGGAAUUGGUGUCGGGGCAGCCAUCGGAGGGCUCUUGCUGAUCGGGUUGAUCACAGCAGUAGUGUUGCUAUGUCGGCGUCGAGAGAAACACCAAAAUGGCCCAAGUCCUUCUGAAGAUCAGCAUGGAAUGGAGCACGCAGGACAAGUGUACGGGAAAGAGCACGAGGGUUCUCCAGGCGUGGAAGGUUCGUCAGGUAUCUAUGAGGUCGAAAGCAGCCGUUCGCCGGUGGAGAUGGAUGGCCUUGGGAGGACAUAUGAGCUUUUGGGAUCAGGAGUGCAGGAAUGUUGA